UCCUUUUCUCCUUCCUCUGAAAAGCUAGCCAAAAGAGAAGGUUGAGUUUCUUUCAUUGCUCCCAUCUUGCACCAAAUCCGAAAUACCAUUUGAGUUCUGUCAUGUCUAUCCCAAAUGGGGUUCUACUACACUUCGUUUUCUUCUUGUUCUUGGCAUCUUUACUUUCGCCGAAAUGGGUUGUGCAUGGGGAGAGCAACACGAAGAGACCGGAUCCUUUGCGCCACCUAAAGAACUACAAUGGAACUUUCAAUAUUCAAAGCAAGGAUUACUGGGCUUCUGCGGCAUUUACAGGACUCUAUGGGUACAUUAUCGCGGGAGUUUGGUUGCUAUGUGGAAUGGGAUUUGCAAUUUUCCUAACCUUCAAGCAUCCAAACACUGGGAAUUGGCGCAUUAAACACUUUUUGGAUCGUCACUCUAUCCUAAUGUUCUUGUUGGUUCUUCUCUUUACUCUGCUAGCCAUAGUUGCAUCAAGUUCGGCGCUAGCAGUAAAUCACAGCUCUAUGAAAGGAGCGGAGAAAUUGAAGAGGACCAUAUUCAGCCUAGCUGAAAAUGCUAGCCAAACUAUCAGCAAAGUUACAAAAGCAAUGAGAAAAAUGGAAUACAUAUUACUCCCUUAUGAUAAAGGCAUGUCUAUGAGCUUGAAUAAGACAUCCCAUCAACUUGGAAAAGGAUUGCGUUCGAUUCAAACAUUGGUUGACAACAAUAGCCAUACUCUUAACCAGGCAAUUCAAGCCCCAUAUAUCGCUCAUCUUGUGAUUGUAACGAUCAAUUUGGGGGUACUGGUUGUGGCAUUAGUUCUUCUCUUGCUGCAUUGGUACCCAGGAUUCGUAACUAUAAUCAUUCUGUGCUGGAUAUUAACGACUCUGGUGUGGGUCCUGGCUGGUUUAGAUUUCUUCCUUCACAAUUUUGCAGAUGAUUCAUGUUCAGCCCUAGAGGAAUUCGAACGGAAUGAUAACAACAAUACUCUAAGCUCAAUCCUGCCAUGCUUGGAUCCGAAAAACUCAGAUGCUCUGUUGACUGAAAUUGGCUCUACUAUAUAUAAUUUCAUAGAUAAGUUGAAUUCUAAAGUAGUAGAAUUUUCUAGGUUGCUUGGAAUGAAUGAACAAAAUACUGAUUUUGCAUUUCUACGUGUAUGCAAUCCUUUCUCCGGAGGACCUAAAUUCAGCUACGAACCAGAACGUUGCCUAAAUAGUCACAUUACAAUCGAAAAACUAUCAGAUGCCAUUGCAGGAGUAACUUGUUACGAUGACCAGGACAAGGAAGCAUGCAAAAGAAGUGGAAGACUCCUUCCCCAUACCUAUUACAACAUGGCCAGUGCUUACAGCCAAUCCAUCCAAGAAUUUCUGAAACUAUAUCCUACUCUGCAGAGCCUAGCCUACUGCACAUUUGUCAAGGAUGGGAUUUCCGAGGUCGUCAGGUAUCAAUGCAGGCCAAUUAAGCUUGCGUUUCGACUGCUAUGGGCGUCCAUCCUCUCCCUUGCCAUUUUCAUGGUGUUUUUAGUAGUACUUCUGGUGGCAAGAGCUUUACAAGAGAAAGGUAGAGACUUCACUAUAUUUACCAUCACCCUUUCCCCAUAAA
Rosa rugosa (rugosa rose) is the source of this 1578-nucleotide messenger RNA. RefSeq lists its product as uncharacterized. Gene Ontology annotation, cellular component: membrane. NCBI's taxonomy places the organism in Eukaryota, Viridiplantae, Streptophyta, Magnoliopsida, Rosales, Rosaceae. Bases 102 to 1577 code for a protein of 491 amino acids. The transcript has 9 exons. The record is from RefSeq and is a predicted model, not a curated record.